Alternaria postmessia is the source of this 1026-nucleotide messenger RNA. It is a transcript of the gene SPN2, whose product is annotated as Septin Spn2. Gene Ontology annotation, molecular function: GTPase activity; GTP binding; molecular adaptor activity. Bases 1 to 1026 code for a protein of 341 amino acids. The record is from RefSeq and is a predicted model, not a curated record. Gene Ontology annotation, biological process: cytoskeleton-dependent cytokinesis. Gene Ontology annotation, cellular component: septin complex; septin ring; microtubule cytoskeleton. The transcript is spliced from 4 exons. NCBI's taxonomy places the organism in Eukaryota, Fungi, Ascomycota, Dothideomycetes, Pleosporales, Pleosporaceae.
AUGGCUGCUCCAUACAACCAGAACCAGUCGCAGCCCAUCUUCCCGGACAGCUAUGUCGGUUUCGACAGCAUCACCAAGCAGAUUGAGAGGAAGUCGGUGAAGCGGGGUUUCCAGUUCAAUGUCAUCUGCGUUGGACAGACUGGUCUCGGCAAGUCGACGCUCAUCAACACCCUCUUCGCCUCGCACCUCAUGGACAGCAAGGGUCGCUUCCAGCCCGACGAGGAGGUCCGCAGCACCACCAACAUCCACCCCGUCUCACACAUCAUCGAGGAAAACGGCGUCCGUCUGCGCCUCAACAUCGUCGACACGCCCGGUUACGGUGACCUGAUCAACAACGAGCGCUGCUGGGACCCCAUUGUCAAGUACAUCAAGGACCAACACAGCGCCUACCUCCGCAAGGAACUCACCGCCCAGCGUGAGAGGUACCUCCAGGACACACGCAUCCACUGCUGCCUGUUCUUCAUCCAGCCAUCUGGCCACGCCCUCAAGCCCAUUGACAUUGUCGUCCUCAAGAAGCUGAGCGAGUUUGUCAACGUCGUACCCGUCAUCGCCAAGAGCGACAGCUUGACCCUCGAGGAGCGUGCCGAGUUCAAGCACAGGAUAAAGGAGGAGUUCCAGUUCCACAACCUGCGCAUGUACCCCUACGACAACGAGGAGGACGACAACGAGGAGGUCCAGGCAAAGCAGGCCAUCAAGGAGCUCCUUCCCUUUGCCGUUGUCGGCUCUGAGAGGACCGUUGUAGUCAAUGGCAAGAACGUCCGUGGCCGCCAGAACAAGUGGGGUAUCAUCAACGUCGAGGACGAGAACCACUGCGAAUUCGUCUACCUCCGUAACUUCCUCACCCGCACCCACUUGCAAGACCUGAUCGAGACGACCGCACAAAUCCACUACGAGUCGUUCCGCGCCAAGCAGCUGCUUGCCCUCAAGGAGAGCUCUCACCAGGGCCAUUCCUCGCGUCCCAUCUCACCCGCUGCCGACCGCGAGCUUAGCAGGAACAGCCAGCGCAUGACCAUGAACGGGUACUAG